Molecule: messenger RNA, 1048 nt
Organism: Neltuma alba
Lineage: Eukaryota; Viridiplantae; Streptophyta; Magnoliopsida; Fabales; Fabaceae
Product: protein AE7-like
Exons: 5
Coding region: 222-698 (158 amino acids)
Source: RefSeq, a predicted model, not a curated record
UCGGGUUCUUCGGAAUUUCUCCUGUACUCGCCGUUCAUCCGUCGCAGGCAGAGCUCGAUCAUCCUCGGGCGGCUUUAGUUGGCUUCCCCUCUUACCACUCAAAACACCUUUCCCCCUUCUUUAUUGCCCUAAUUUGUGAGUUUUCCAGCUCCUUCCUAUAGGAUCCCUUCUUAAAUCUGUGAAAUUUGAAACUAAAGCAGAGCUCUACAUUAGCCGGCACAAUGGUAUCUGGCUUAAUAAAUGCUAAUCCUAUCAUCUACGAAAAGAAAGAGCGUCGAGCUCGCACCACGCCCACCUCCACUGAUGACAAUGUUGCGGAAUCGAUUGAUCAACAAGAAAUUUUUGAUCAUAUAAGGGAUAUUAAAGACCCAGAGCAUCCAUACUCCUUGGAAGAGCUCAAAGUAAUAACUGAAGAUGCGAUUGAAGUUGAUGAUCAGCAUAGUUAUGUCAGGGUUACGUUUGCUCCUACAGUUGAACAUUGUAGCAUGGCAACUAUCAUUGGUCUAUGCUUACGGGUGAAACUCAUGAGGAGCCUUCCUUCACGCUACAAGGUGGAUAUCAGAGUAGCACCUGGAUCUCAUGCUACUGAGGCUGCAGUUAAUAAACAGCUAAAUGAUAAAGAAAGGGUGGCUGCUGCACUGGAAAAUCCAAACCUAGUGGAUAUGGUUGACGAAUGUUUAGCUCCAUCUUUUGGUUGAAGGAGCUUUUUAUCCCCCGAUGCAAUAAGACUGUAGCUCCCUUAAUGCGUGGACCUUAUCAGUUUCGUGAGUUGGUAGAGAUAUUGUAUUCAUUUUAUUGUUGCAGCUUCAUGGGUCAUGCAGUUUUUGCCUACUAUACAUGAUUUGAGUUACAUGUAGGAAUACGCAACUGGAAGAAAGCCAUAGAUGUGCUAUUUUCUUAUGAUUGUUUAUUAGGAGCUCUAGAAAAAGAAAAAUAUGUUUUCUAUUUUCAUGUUUCUUUUCCUGGUUUUGUAACUUUCUUGGUGCUGUAAAUUGAAUUUCGGAAACAAAAAUAAAAAAAAAGCCAGCUUUAUUUAUCUGGAAGGAAC